GGGCUCAAGAACAAGAUGCUGGACUGCAGAUGUUGAGAACCUACAUGAAACGGGGAGCCCUCCCUGAUGCCCCAACCAGGAAAGCACUGCCUGAGUCGGUGCAGAAGUGGCUAAAACAGUGGAGGCGGUUCCAACUUCGGGACGGAAUGCUGUGCAGAGAGGUGAUGGACGCAAGGACACACGAAAUCUACUUUCAGAUCCUAUGUCCCACAGAAAGACGCAAGGAGGUGUGGCAGAGGUACCACGAGGCAGCUGCUCAUGCUGGGGUGGAGAAGACUCUGUCCAGGAUACGUCGCUUCUUCUAUUGGCCCUGUAUGGAAGGUGAGGUGCAGGAAUUCCAGCUGGGUUGCGCUGUCUGUAGCCUGCGAAAUAGAGAGGCACCUAGAGCUCCUCUACAUCCUAUUAAAGUGUCUUAUCCUUUGGAGGUUGUAGCUUUAGACUUCCUUACUUUAGGGAGGCCCACAGACAGGUAUCAGAACAUUCUGGUCAUGACAGAUCUUUUCACCCACUAUGCGUGGGCAGUGCCCACGAAGGAUCAAACUGCACAGACUGCAGUGCAUGCCCUAUGGGCUCAUGUGAUCCAAACAUUUGGCUGCCCUGCUGGGAAUGGUGGGGUCGAGCGGUUGAAUCAGACUCUGUUGCAUAUGCUUCGUACACUCGAGGCUGAGAAACAACAGAGGUGGCCAGAAUUCCUCCCAGAACUGCUACAAGCAUACAAUAACACUGUCCAUGGUGCUACAGGUUAUGCACCAUCCUAUCUAAUGUUUGGGAGACAUCUGAGACAGCCAGUGGAUGUGAACCUGGGUGUUGACCCAGAGCCCCUCUGUCAUGACCUGAAGGGGUGGGUUAGGGAUCAUUAUCAAAAGUUAUCUUUUGCUUACGAAAUGACAAGGAAGAACAAGAAUAGUGCAGCCACCCAAAAUAAAAGGGUUUAUGACAAAAGGGCUCAAGCCCUGCCGUUAGUCCCAGGGGAAAGGGUGUGGGUAAAAGACCGGGACAGACAGGGCCAGGGAAAGCUCCAUCCAGGUUGGAGUCCUGAACCACAUGUGGUAUUGGAACGUGUGGGUGACACGGGUGUGGUUUAUAGGGUACGUCCAGAAAAGGGAGGGAGGGAAAAGGUUCUUCAUCGGAACGCAUUAAAGUUGUGCAUUACCCCUGCAACGGAUAACUAUUCACCUGCUCCAGAAGACAACCAGGAGGUGCAGACCCUGGUUGAACCGCCAUUUUAUUGUGUUGUUCCUAAUGUUCCAGCUCUGCAGGAUGGAUUACCUGACCUGCGGCGUUCAACAAGGUCGAACUUUGGCCAGCCCCCUGCACGGUAUAGACUUUGAAUAGUGUGCCAGGGACUGGCGCAGUUAAAAUAUGGGGAGAUGUCACACAGUGGAAAUUUGUUUUUGCUUUUUAAGUGUGGUUUUUGUUGAGUGUUUUCGCUGCAUGUUUUGUUUUUUUUUAUUCACUGUGGACUCCGAGAAUUAAUAGCUGAUUCCAGUCACCUGCGCGGGGUGGGCGUGCCUGUAGGCAGCAUACCUGGAACCUGCAAGACGCUGGCUGUGGCUUUUAAAAGGCAGAGGACUUCGCGUUGAGAAGUGAAGAAAAAGGGGAAUCCAGGAAGGUUCGUGACGGAGGACUGCGACCCCGAACGAGCCAGUGGUUGACAGCAGAGGAUACAAUCAGUGGGAACGACGUGUCGGACCGUCAGCGGGCAGAGGGGGAACUCUGCCCUGGUCAGUAAGUAACGUUUCCACUGAUUGUCCUCAGGGACCCUCGCUGGGACAGAUAAAAUAUCCGCUGUUCAGCGAUCGCUCUUCUGGCCAGGUGUUUUUGUCC
Poecilia latipinna (sailfin molly) is the source of this 1827-nucleotide messenger RNA. RefSeq lists its product as uncharacterized. The transcript has 2 exons. Gene Ontology annotation, biological process: DNA integration. NCBI's taxonomy places the organism in Eukaryota, Metazoa, Chordata, Actinopteri, Cyprinodontiformes, Poeciliidae. Bases 30 to 1331 code for a protein of 433 amino acids. The record is from RefSeq and is a predicted model, not a curated record. Gene Ontology annotation, molecular function: nucleic acid binding.